AGGAGGCGUCCAGAACACUCUGAGCUCUAAUCAAAUCCUCUAGGAGCCACAGAGGAGAUACAGUUCACGUGGAGACACUGAAAAGGUUGUGUGCCCAUGAGGUCGUCUACGCUGGUCCUGUUCCUGCUCUUCAGUGCCCAGGCUGUGGCCGCCAUCAGAGGGGACUUGUGCACCGCACCGCAGAAGGAUCCAGGCAACAACCCCAACUCCAUCCCCAACGUGGACCCCAAACUCUUCACCAAGCGCCACUACCUCUCGCCCAGGGUGCUUUUCAGCUCUCGGCCCCCUGAUGCAGAGCCAGCGGGGUCUCAGAGUGAUGGCAGAAGGACCCGCAGGCGAGCAGGGCAGCCUCAGCACCGCGGGGUGUACUCGGUGUGUGAGAGCAUUAGCGUCUGGGUGGGCAACAAGACCAAGGCGACGGACAUCAAAGGCAACGAGGUGACAGUGCUUCCGGACGUGAACAUCAACAAUGUCACCAAGAAGCAGUACUUCUUUGAGACGACGUGUCACAGCGCUCAGUCGGGCAGCUCGGGCUGUUUAGGGAUCGAUGCGAGACACUGGAACUCCUACUGUACCAACUCGCACACUUUUGUACGAGCGCUGACUUCAUUCGAGAACCUGGUGGCGUGGAGGCUCAUACGCAUCAACGUGGCCUGCGUGUGCGUGCUCAGCCGCAAGUCAUGGCGGCAGUGAAGACUUUACCUGCACACACAGAUACAGAACAUACGCAGACAUACUCAUGCUAACAUGCAGACAGUUGUGACUUUGUCUGCAUAACUUAUCACCAAAGACUUCUCACUCUCUGCACAAAGUAAAUUAUUGGUAUAUGUCAAAGUAUCAGGACUGCAUGUAUACACACCAGACCUGGGUCAAAGAGUAUCUGCAGCUGGUUUGUCGCUGAUAUUUUUUACUUGUUUGGAGUACCAUGGCUGUAGUUGAGUGACACUUAUCUAUUUAACCUAUAGUUUAUACCAGACUCAGCUUGUGGAGGUUUAAAAUGCAGCUAGCUGGACCUGGAUUUAACACAAUUUAUAAUGGUCACUCUGAAAAACGCUCUAAAAAGCCAGCUGAGAAGUAAAAAAUCUUCUUUUUAUGUGAAGAAUAAGCAUCCUACCCCUACACAGCAAAACUAAGACUAAUUAUUAAGAGCACGUCGGAUCUAACCAACUUUCACGACCGUUUGGAGCGCUCUUACAUUUUAUUGCAUUUUUAAGUAGCAGGAUGUUCUUUUAUUUGUUAAGAAGUAGGAGCAAAAGUGGAGGAAUUUUAAUUUUAUCUUUCACUUGCAAAAUUUCACUUUUACCACUUUGUAAAUGACCGGCCUGAGUUCAGCUGAACCGCAGCUAAACGGCAGCUUAACAAGACGUAUGAUGAUUACGAGAUCCGCCCCAAACAGCCACAGGUGAUGCAGACUCGGAAAACGGUAAUUAAGUAAACUGGUUUCAGCUGUCUGAGUUUCCUUGAUUGCUGACUGUUGAAGAAGGAAUUUCGAAAUACCGCUGAAACAAUAUACAGUGCGCGUGAUCGUUUGUAGUCUAGUUACAUUUUUGAUAAACACAAACAUGUUUUAUAGAAUUUUGUUUGAUAAUUUUUUAUACAGAUGCAGUUCCAUUUGUAUACCUAAACCUGGCAUGCAGAACUUUUGUCUCUCUCUUCUGGCAGUAGGAGUAAUUACAUAAACACUGUCGACACACUUGUGCUUAUCGAUCGCUUUAUUUUUAUAGACCGUAAUCCUUCCUCUGAGCGCUGAGUUUCCUUUUUAUCUGGAGCAUCAGAAACUUUUCUUGGAUGCUCCCUACGUUUUCCCACCACACUCCUUGUUGCUGUAGCCUAAUCCAUCUCUGUUGCUAUGGUUGCUCCCCUUGUCAGCUCAGGCGAAUCAAAUAUCGCUGGUUAACAUAAAAUGCAUCGAUACCAGC
This is a messenger RNA of Stegastes partitus (bicolor damselfish), 1919 nucleotides long. It is a transcript of the gene ngfb, whose product is annotated as nerve growth factor b (beta polypeptide). Bases 97 to 693 code for a protein of 198 amino acids. Gene Ontology annotation, cellular component: axon; synaptic vesicle; dendrite. Gene Ontology annotation, biological process: negative regulation of neuron apoptotic process; neuron projection morphogenesis; positive regulation of peptidyl-serine phosphorylation. Gene Ontology annotation, molecular function: nerve growth factor receptor binding; growth factor activity. Lineage: Eukaryota; Metazoa; Chordata; Actinopteri; Pomacentridae. The record is from RefSeq and is a predicted model, not a curated record. The transcript has 2 exons.